GCCACUCUGAAGGGGUUGGCAGGACGCGAAGUGCCGGUCGCAGCAGCACUGCUGAGCAGCAUUAUUCUCCGCUGGUGGAGGACACGGAACACGAAGAGACCAAGGCUGGCUCUGUCCCAGAUGAGGACUUGCCCAAGGUGGCGGCCAGUAAAGCCAUUUCCGUGCUGAAAAAGAUGGAGCACGACGGCUUCUGCAGCAUCGAAGCGGAUUCUGUCUACGGCGCUGCCGUCGCAAUGCCGCAGAUCGCGCGGAGCUGCGGAUGGCCCGGCUCCCUGAUUUCUGUGGUGAUCCGCGUGUACUUCUUCACGAUGCUUAACUUCUUGAUGCAGGGUUUCCUGCUCUCGAUGAUCGGGGAGGAGCAGCUGAUGAUGUACCCUUUCGCGGGGCAAAUGCACCUGUGCGAUUUCGGUGCCUCGAUCAAGGAGUGCCCAGAUGCCCCCAAUUGCAAGGGGCCGAUGGGCACCACCUACUCCAUGCCUCGGCUCUAUAGCUUUCCCAUCUGGAGCACGCGGGUCUUCGUGAAAGAUAGCCUCAAGGCGAUCUUCCCGGACCUCGCGGAAGAGAUUGACGCCAAGGUGGACCCUGGUGAGUAUGGCUUAGAGAGCUACCACUGUCGUUUAGCACGGAUGCCUAGACCCGGAGGGCCAAAUUGGCUCAGGUACCGGGAGGCCUCGAAGGCAAGACCAUUGGCGGUGGCGUUUGUGACCUGCUACGGCAAGGGCAGCGCCUCAGAUCUGGUGGCGCAGAUGGUGGUGGAGAGGAAGGCUCGGCCGUCCCUGCAGCGGAACAUGGCCUUCGCACUCUUCAGCGGCGCCUAUUUGGGCAUAGGUCAACACUUUGUGUACAACAUCGCCUUCACCCGGCUCUUUGGCGCAGGCAUGGACCUACGCGUCGGGAUGCAAAAGGUGACGGCAGACCUCGUCUUCCAUGUGCCGUUCAUGUACUUGCCGCUCUACUACAUGUUCGAAGACACUGCUUUGGGCGUGGGCAACCCCUUCAGUGGUCUGCAGCGCUGGUGGAAUGAGCUACCAGGAACCAUGGCUGCUUACGCCAAGAUUUUCCCCAUGUUUCACCUCUUCAACUUCACCGUCACACCUCCUGAGCUUCGGAUUUCUCUCAUCGCGUGCGUCUCGUUGCUUGCAGCUUUUGGCUUUCGAAACGUGCGGAAGGAACCCGAACGGUUGAAGCUGUUCGAAGAGACGCCGAAAGAAGACCACCUCUUUGAGUUCAUGACAUCCCUGGAGUUUGGCUGCACAGAGGCCUGCGUCUUUCUCUUCAUGCUGGCGGUGGCCGAGGACCUCAAGGAGUCCAUCGGCCUCGCCAGGACCUUGUGGCGCCUGCCCUCACGCUCCGACCCCUGGAUCUCGUACUCAUGGCCCACAUGGGCCAGCAAAGAGGAGGUCAAGAAGAUCAAGGAGAUCAAUGAGCUCGACUGUGUGAAGUUUCAUGUGGCUGGUAUCCCGACCGCUUGGAAGGUCUUCUACUACUUCUUUGUGGUCCUUCCAAAGUUCGGUCUUUGGCUGGCUGUGGCGAAGUCGGGUGUGCACUACUUGAUGGAGACGGCGGGCAUUGUGGACAUGAUUGUCAAUGCCAUGGCCCUGACGUUUGUGCUGGAGGUUGAUGAGAUGGUCUUCCAUCGCUUCACGACCUCCCUGACGAAGCACAUCAUGAAGCACAUCAUGAAUAACAUUCAGGACCUUCCCAAUUUCGACACCAAUAUGGAGGACUCAGAGACAGAUCAGCAGGCCCUGGAGAGGUUCAAGGCCGAAGAGUUUGGGACCAAGGGAUGGGGCAAGUUGCUGAUGUGCAUUCCCUGGCGUCUGAUCUUUGUCUUGGUGCUGCAGGCGCUCUUCGUUUGUGACUACUACCACGAGAACUGCCAGCAUCUGGAGGACGGCAGCUGGGUCUCGAAGGAGCUGCGCUUGCCGAAGGUGCUUGCGUAUCGGCCCAUCGAGCUGAUGUUCGGCCUGCUGUCCACCGAUGGAGAUCCGGUUUGGAAGAUGCCGUCUGAUUGA
Durusdinium trenchii is the source of this 2015-nucleotide messenger RNA. The record is from the annotation of a GenBank genome assembly. Lineage: Eukaryota; Dinophyceae; Suessiales; Symbiodiniaceae.